This is a messenger RNA of Pistacia vera, 3267 nucleotides long. RefSeq names its product two-component response regulator-like APRR3. Gene Ontology annotation, biological process: cytokinin-activated signaling pathway; regulation of flower development; phosphorelay signal transduction system. Lineage: Eukaryota; Viridiplantae; Streptophyta; Magnoliopsida; Sapindales; Anacardiaceae. Gene Ontology annotation, cellular component: nucleus. The record is from RefSeq and is a predicted model, not a curated record. Gene Ontology annotation, molecular function: protein binding. The transcript is spliced from 11 exons. Bases 647 to 2929 code for a protein of 760 amino acids.
UCUGCAAGUAGCACCAGCACGAUUUAAAAAAAAAAAAAAAAAAAAAAAAAAAAAAAAUUAAAAAAAUCAUCGAUUAAACUUUAUUCAUUCAAGAUUUGAAGCUAAUGGCUGCUUGGUUUUAUACUCUGGAUAAUCUCUGCAGGAAUAUUGUAGAUUCAGAAUUAAAGCUGUCUUUGAGUAUAUAGUAAUAUAUAUGACGUGAUUUUCACUGGCAAGCUUAUGUUUGUAGAAGGUUUUAUUUUUAUUUUUUAUUUGAGAAUUUGUAGAGGGAAGUUGUAGGCAUUUGGUUUUGUAUCUGAAUUUCUAAUACAGUUGUCAUUAGUUGAUAAUCCUGGAGCAUAAUAAACAUGUAUAAUUUUUGGUUUGGAUAUAUUAAGUGUGACUGUGUGAGACUGUGAGUGGAUUUAAGGUCAUAUUGCUACUUUUGGUAGAUUUAAAAUGAGUUUUGCAAUUUCUUUUAUGGUGUCUGCUUAUUAGACAUUUUCUGGGAGCGAAAUUGUGCUGAUGGUUUGUGUUUGUAGAGGUCAAUUUUGAGGAGAAAAAUGUGAACAAGUGUGAUACUAGAAGAAACAGGUUAUCUCAUACAUGCAUUGUGUUGUACUAAGAGAUGGUAUUAGAAUAAAGGGUCUAUGACCUAAACGGCCAUAUGUGUUACGAGCAAAAAGAAGUCAGGAAUGGUGUGGCCGGUGAAGGCCAAGGUUUGGGCUCGUCUGAAGAAGAUGAGUCGAGGGUUGAUGAUGCAGCUACAAACACUAGUAAUGGACCUGUAGGGACAAUUCAGGUCCAUGAUGGGUUCCAGAUAUCGCAGCAACAACCUCCUCAAGGUUCUGUGGUUUGUUGGGAGAGGUUCUUGCCUAUUAGGUCAUUGAAGGUUCUUCUAGUGGAAAAUGACGAUUCAACUCGCCACGUUGUCAGUGCUUUGCUGCGGAAUUGCAGUUAUGAAGUUACUCCUGUUGCAAAUGGCCUUCAAGCAUGGAAGAUUCUUGAAGAUCUUUCUAAUCAGAUUGAUAUUGUUCUAACGGAGGUAGUCAUGCCCGUUUUAUCAGGAAUUGGUCUUCUAUGCAAAAUAAUGAUGCACAAAACGAGAAAGAACAUUCCUGUAAUAAUGAUGUCAUCUCAAGAUUCUAUGGGCAUAGUCUUUAAGUGUUUGUCAAAAGGUGCAGUUGACUUUCUUGUGAAACCAAUUCGGAAGAACGAACUGAAAAAUCUCUGGCAACAUGUUUGGAGGAGAUGCCACAGUUCUAGUGGUAGCGGGAGUGAAAGUGGGACGCACACCAAAAAAUCUGCAAAAUCGAAAAGUAAUGACUCUGAAAACAAUAGCAGCUGUGGUGAUGAGCAAGAUAAUGGGUAUAAUACUCUGAAUAUUCGGGAUGGAAGUGACAAUGGGAGUGGCACUCAGAGUUCAUGGACGAAAAAAGCAGCUGACGUUGACAGCCCUCAACCACUAUCACCUUCAUAUCAUUUGACUGAUGCUCCUGAUAGCAUUUGUGCCCAGGUGAUCCAUAAUAAGCCUGAAUCAUUUAGCAAUGGAUGGGUGCAUGUUAGUGAAACAAAAGAUGGCCAUGAACAGAAUGAACAACAUGAUGACAUUGCAAUGGGCAAAGACUUGGAAAUAGGAGUAUCUGAAGAUCCAGAGAAGUUAUUUACCAACCAAACUAGAAAAAGGCACAGUAAAUUGUCUGAAGUAGAUAAUAGACCAUUUGACAAUGAACAACUGCAGCGUGACAAUGAAAGUGCACGCGGCAAAUGGAGGGACCAAGCUGCCGGUGUCAUUAGUACAAAUGCCACUAAUCCACUGGCUGAAGGAAGUAACUUUGAUGCUAUAAAUGGCCCUUCUGACAUCUCACGUGUCAAAGUAUCCAGUGAUUGUGGAGAAAUGCCAUCUCUUGAACUAACUCUGAAAAGGCUGCGGGGAGUAGAAGUUGGUCGAAGUGCUGCAAAUGAUGAUUGCAACGUUCUGAGACAUUCAGAUUUUUCAGCAUUCUCAAAAUACAAUACCGCGUCUUCUGCAAAUCAGGCUCCCACAGGGAAUGCAGGAAGCUGUUCUCCACUAGAUAAUGGUUCUGUUGCAAUGAAGACGGAAACAAUGCAAAAUUUUCCAUCCCAUUCAAAUGGCCCUCCUCUCAAUCAGCAGUCCAAUGGAAGUAGUAACAACAAUGACAUGGCCUCCACUGCUAAAUAUUCUACCUCCAAACCAGAAGCUUUGAACGAUAAGUCGGAGUCUAUUUCAGCAUUCAAACCUUUUCACUAUUCUGCCUUCCAAUCUUUGCAGAAUGGCCGGAUUUAUUCUUCUCAACAAGUGUUACCUGAGAAGGCAGAUGAUAUGGGAGUUAACACAAUUCAAGCACAACUGAGAGGGACUCACCAUUUGGUCCACGUUCAGAAUCACCAGCACCACCACUGUCAUUAUCAUCAGCGUGAUCAUAACGUGCAGCACUAUCAGUCACAGCAAGAUCAGGAUGAUCUUUCAGUCAAGAAUAUGGCAGCUGCAGCUCCGCAGUGUGGUUCAUCGAAUGUAUUUGAAGGCACCACUGAAACUAAUGUUGGAAACUAUAGUGUGAAUGGUAGUGCCUCAGGAAGUAACCAUGGCAGCAAUGGGCAAAAUGGAAGCAGCACUGGAUUGAAUGCUGGAAUAACAAACUUGGAGAGUGACAAAGGGGCGGCUGGAAAAAGUGGAGUUAGUGGGAAUAUUGUUGAUGAAGAACGAGCUGCUCAGAGAGAGGCUGCCUUGAUGAAAUUUCGUCAGAAAAGAAAAGAAAGAUGUUUCGGGAAGAGGGUCCGAUAUCAUAGCAGGAAAAAAUUAGCAGAACAGCGGCCUCGUGUCAGGGGACAAUUUGUUCGACAAACAGUGUCUGAUUCUAAGGCAGGAAAAGAUUAUUCGACCAACGACCUCACCUCAGAUGACAAUUCAGGAGAUAACCUUAGAUGACACAAGCAGUGAUGCAGAAUCCGAAAUCAACCCGAUGUCCCUGAUAGUGCAUGUGAAUUUGUGUACAUUAGACUAGCAUCAACUAUCCAUGUAGGGAAGGGGUUUGUCUCCGUAUUUGCUAGAGAGAAUUUUAGGUACGGGUUAAAAAAGACCUUCGAGUUCGAAACCUUUGCGAAGAUACUUGAUACUAUAUGUUAUUUUUAUAAACCUUUGAUGAACUUGUAGGAGAUCACCCCUUGAAUGGUGUAACCUCUAUGCUAUAGAUCUGUUCCUUGCUGUGUUUGGAAUAAUUUUCUCUAUUUUCCGUCAAAGAGUUUGCUCCUUUCUAGUAUUUGCUA